CUUCCAUCUCCUUCGAGUCACCGAAGGUGCUCGAUCUGGUAUAAGUGAAACAAUAUGCGAAGCGGAUGGCACCUUAAUCACCAACCUUCAACGACGGUUGGAGCGAUGGGCCGAACAUUUUUGCUCGCAGUUUUGUUGGCCCCCAGCUCCAUCUGCUACCUCUGGCGCUCGCGCUGGGGCCGAGUGGUCUACCCCAACAGACCCUCCCUCUUCCCAGGAAAUCGAGCAGGAGCUCCGGCACAUGAAGCGUUAUAAAGCUCCCGGCCCUGAUGGUCUUCACCCAGCUCUAUUCAAAGAUGGUGGCGCAUCGCUGGUCCGAGAACUCACCGCUUUGUUCUCGAAAAUUUGGUCGAAAGAGAAGGUUCCAUCAUCUUGGGGUGAAUCGAUAGUCGUACCCAUCUUCAAAAAGGGCCUGCGCACAAUCUGCUCCAACUACAGAGGAAUAAGCUUAGUCCCCGUCGUUUGCAAGCUGCUGGUGUCCAUCAUACUUCGCAGGCUAUCCCCAACACGCGAAUCGUUGCAACGAGAAGAACAAGCUGGGUUUCGCCCUGGUCGCGGCUGCAUCGAUCAAAUCUUCACACUUCGCCAGAUCCUCGAGCUCCGCCAUGUGUAUCAGAGGCCAACGAUUGCUGUGUUCCUGGAUAUCCGUGCAGCCUUCGAUUCUGUCGAUCGUACAGUACUGUGGCAGUGCCUUCUGAGGAACGGUGUCCCCGAGAAGUUCGUCUCCAUACUGCGCGCUCUAUACAGUCUGACCUCGGGCAGGGUUAGGGCUUAUGGCAUGCUUUCGCCUACCUUUGUGGUCUCCAGUGGAGUUCGACAAGGAUGCCCUAUCUCUCCGUUCCUAUUCAACUUUGCCAUUGAGGAUGUCCUGAAGAACGCUCUGAGCGAUUCGUUGAACGCUGGCGUUGAGCUCCUCCCAGGUAGUCGAGUUGUUGAUUUGGAUUAUGCUGAUGAUAUCGUCUUGCUGGGUGACGAUCCACAGGUCGUCCAACUUGCAUUAAACCGCUUGACGAUUGAAGCAUCAAAGUACGGUAUGUACUUUUCGCCAUCCAAAUGCAAGGCUCUCCUUCAAGACUGGCAGGUGCCUCUGCCUGCACUCACGCUUGCUGGUGAGACACUGGAGGUUGUGGAGAGCUUUGUCUACUUGGGAAGUUGCAUCACUGCUGGCGGGGCUAUUGGAGACGAGAUUUCGAUGCGCAUCUCGAGAGCACGCCUCGCUUUUUCUAGGCUGAGGCAUUUGUGGCGUCGCCACGACAUUCGUCUCUCCAUCAAAGGGCGGGUCUAUUGUGCAACUGUUCGUGCUGUACUGUUGUACGGAUGCGAGACCUGGCCCAUUCGUAAAGAUGACUUGCGCAGGCUAUCCGUCUUCGAGCACCGCUGUCUGCGGUCCAUUGCCCGUGUGUGGUGGCAGCACCACGUAAGCAAUGUGGAAGUUAGACAGCGUGUCUUGGGACGUGGAAGCCACUCGCUCGAGGAGCUCAUCUCACUGCAUCAACUGCGGUGGUUGGGACACGUAUUGCGCAUGCCUGUCCAGCGUUACCCCCGUCGUGCGUUGUUUGCACUUGCUGGACAGGGCUGGAAGAGACGGUCUGGUGGACAGCCUACAACAUGGAGAAGCCGCAUGAAAAAGUUGACGAAACAAUUGGCCUCGGCCGGUUGUUGUCGACUACCUGGUUGGGGUCCGAGAGAUGAGGAUACUUGCUGGUUGAAAACCUUGGAAGUUAUGGCUCAAGAUCGAUGUCAAUGGCGGACGUGUGCAUCAGUGUGUUGCGGUGUCCCUUCUUCCUCCCCCUAAAAAAGAACAAACUGAAAAAAAUUUCAAAAUCUGUGAGUGGUAAACUUGACAAAAAAAGCAUUUCUUGUUGCUCUUUUCUUAUUAUUCAUAUUGUUUUCCUAUUCAGCCAUGAUUCCGA
Dicrocoelium dendriticum is the source of this 1913-nucleotide messenger RNA. The record is from the annotation of a GenBank genome assembly. NCBI's taxonomy places the organism in Eukaryota, Metazoa, Platyhelminthes, Trematoda, Plagiorchiida, Dicrocoeliidae.